Purpureocillium lilacinum is the source of this 210-nucleotide messenger RNA. Its product is annotated as glucose-repressible protein. NCBI's taxonomy places the organism in Eukaryota, Fungi, Ascomycota, Sordariomycetes, Hypocreales, Ophiocordycipitaceae. The record is from RefSeq and is a predicted model, not a curated record.
AUGGACUCCAUCAAGCAGGGCGCCAACUACGUCUCCGAGACGGUCCAGAAGGCCACUCAGGGCACCUCCAAGGAGGCCAACAAGGAGGUCGCCAAGGACUCCAACGCCCCCAUCGGCACUCGUGCCUCUGCCGCCAAGGACGCCCUCGGCGACAAGGCCAGCGAGUCCAAGCACGACGCCAAGGCUGAGGCCCACAAGCAGCAGAUCUAA